Molecule: messenger RNA, 1349 nt
Organism: Sciurus carolinensis (gray squirrel)
Lineage: Eukaryota; Metazoa; Chordata; Mammalia; Rodentia; Sciuridae
Gene: Mcts1
Product: MCTS1 re-initiation and release factor
Exons: 8
Coding region: 381-926 (181 amino acids)
Biological process (GO): formation of translation preinitiation complex
Molecular function (GO): RNA binding
Source: RefSeq, a predicted model, not a curated record
AAGAGGACAAGAAAGAUGUGAAAACAGCAAAGUCUUUCCCUGUGAACACAUCUUCACGGGAAGUCAAAUUAUGAUCUGAAGAUUGUUGGCACCAUAGAAUCAAGACAAGUCCCGCCCUUUCAGCUGUCCCCAAUGGAGAGGAAUCGGUUACCCAAAAGGAGUAUGCAAAAGCGCCGACGUGGAGUUCAGAGGAGCGGAAGUCGUCAGAUUUCACUGACAGCCGUAAAGCGCGUCUAGCUCUUUCACCUUCCGGAUAACGACAACAGCUCCGACUGUCAGUGCCGGCCUUCCUCGUGUAAGGGGAUCUGCCGGACCCUUGCUAAUUCAAUUUCUUUCCCUUUCCGGGCCCUUCCCUAUCGUCGCCCCCUUCACCUUGGAUCAUGUUCAAGAAAUUUGAUGAAAAAGAAAAUGUGUCCAACUGCAUCCAGUUGAAAACAUCAGUCAUUAAGGGUAUUAAGAACCAGUUGAUAGAGCAAUUUCCAGGUAUUGAACCAUGGCUUAAUCAAAUCAUGCCUAAGAAAGAUCCUGUCAAAAUAGUCCGAUGCCAUGAACAUAUAGAAAUCCUUACAGUAAACGGAGAAUUACUAUUUUUUAGACAAAGAGAAGGGCCUUUUUAUCCAACCUUAAGGUUACUUCACAAAUAUCCUUUUAUUCUGCCACACCAGCAGGUUGAUAAAGGAGCCAUCAAAUUUGUACUCAGUGGAGCAAAUAUCAUGUGUCCAGGCUUAACUUCUCCUGGAGCUAAGCUUUACCCUGCUGCAGUAGAUACCAUUGUUGCAAUCAUGGCAGAAGGAAAACAGCAUGCUCUAUGUGUUGGAGUCAUGAAGAUGUCUGCAGAAGAUAUUGAGAAAGUCAACAAAGGAAUUGGCAUUGAAAAUAUCCAUUAUUUAAAUGAUGGGCUGUGGCAUAUGAAGACAUAUAAAUGAUCCUCAGAAGGAAUGCACUUGGGCUAAAUAUGGAUAUUGUGCUGUAUCUGUGUUUGUGUCUGUGUGUGACAGCAUGAAGACAAUGCCUCUGUGGUUAUGCUGAAUAAAUUCUACAGAUGCUAAAAUUCUGUUAGCUUCAGAAAUUAUUUAAUUUUUCUUAAACUCAAAAUUGGGUAGCAAACUUGGACAUUAAAAGGUAUCUGGUAAGUAAGUAAAGAGACAACUUAAUGUCCUUUCUUAGGUUAAUAUAAGAUGACUUGUAACUGGACUUGCCAGUUUAUGGUGGACCCCCAGAUAAUUUGUCAAGUUAAUGGGGCUUGAAGCCAGACUGGGAAUUUUAUACUGUUAUCCCAGGUCACCCAGCAGUACUUUUGUGUCUGUGUGUGUGUGCCUCUGUGUGUGUAUGUUUGUUUGUUGUUGUUU